Molecule: messenger RNA, 2067 nt
Organism: Engraulis encrasicolus (European anchovy)
Lineage: Eukaryota; Metazoa; Chordata; Actinopteri; Clupeiformes; Engraulidae
Gene: capza1a
Product: capping actin protein of muscle Z-line subunit alpha 1a
Exons: 10
Coding region: 40-900 (286 amino acids)
Biological process (GO): barbed-end actin filament capping; actin cytoskeleton organization
Cellular component (GO): F-actin capping protein complex; actin cortical patch
Molecular function (GO): actin filament binding
Source: RefSeq, a predicted model, not a curated record
CAUGAUGCAGCUGACUGGGGUUUGCCCAGAUGAGCCAAGAUGGCCGACUUUGAGGAGCAGCUUACCGAAGAUGAGAAGGUGCGUAUUGCUGCCAAUUUCAUCAUCCACGCUCCUCCUGGAGAGUUCAACGAAGUCUUCAACGAUGUGCGGCUACUGCUCAACAAUGAUGGAAUUCUCAGGGAGGGUGCGGCGCAUGCCUUUGCCCAAUACAACAUGGAUCAGUUCACCCCGGUCAAACUAGAGGGCUACGAUGACCAGGUGCUGAUUACAGAGCAUGGGGACCUGGGCCACGGGCGCUUCUUCGACCCGCGGAACCGGCUGUCGUUUAAGUUCGACCACCUUAGGAAGGAGGCGAGCGAGCCGCAGCCCCACGACGGGGAGAGCGGCCUGCGUGCCUGGAGAGACGCCUGCGAUGAGGCCCUCAACGCCUACGUCAAGGAGCACUACCCCAGCGGAGUCUGCACAGUUUACGGAAAAACCAUUGACGGACAACAGACCAUAAUUGCGUGCAUUGAAGGUCAUCAAUUUCAACCGAAAAACUUCUGGAAUGGGCGUUGCCGGUCUGAGUGGAAGUUCAGUGUGUCCCAGUCCUCAGCCCAGGUGGUGGGAGUCCUGAAGAUCCAGGUGCAUUAUUAUGAGGAUGGAAAUGUGCAGCUGGUCAGCCAUAAGGAUGUGAAGGAGGCACUGACCGUCACUAAUGAGGUACAGACCGCCAAGGAGUUUGUCAAGAUCAUAGAGGAUGCAGAGAAUGAAUACCAGACGGCCAUCAGUGAAAACUACCAGACCAUGUCGGACACCACCUUCAAGGCCUUACGGCGGCAGCUCCCAGUCACCCGCACCAAGAUCGACUGGAACAAGAUCCUCAGCUACAAGAUUGGCAAGGAGAUGCAGAACGCUUAGUGGGGCCCGGCCCCGGCUGACCCUGCUCGUCGCGCGGCCGGUCGAACACCCGCCUGCCCUACCCGGACGCUCACCUGGUUGAGGGGGGGCCCUGCUCGAGUUACCUUGUCAAAGCAGCAAAGCCAAGGCAACGCUGAAAGGGAGGGGAAUAGUAGUAGCUAGCUACCCAGCCAAAGCUGACUCUGUCAUCCUCCUCCUCCUCCUCCUCCUGCUGCUGCUCUGCUCUGCUCUUGUCCCACAUCACAAGGAACAAAUGAGUGCUAACGUGUCUCCUAUCCUUUUUUAAAAAAAAAGAAAAAAUAAUUUGUUUGUUUUGGUCUGUUUUAUUUUCACGAAAGCCAAGGUUGGUGUUAUUGUUUUCACCUCAUACGGUCAGCCUUGUGUUGCAAAAAGCUUGUAAGGGGCACUCGCACUCCAACAUUGCACACUCCAAGACCUCACUGUCUCCCACACACACACACAGAUACACACACACACACACACACACAGAUACACACACACACACACACACACGGACACACACACACACAGAGACACACACACACACGGACACACACACACAUGGACACACACCUACGCAUGCACACACACCUACGCAUGCACACACACAGACUUAGCUGGAAAGACCGGUCAGCCUGUGUUCAGCGUUAGUCUCUCUCUGAUGUCUUUAAAUUGUUUCAAUUUUGCUGUCUGAAGAUCCCUCUUUGAAUGUGCAUCAAUCCUGAUGACAUGGGCCUGUUAUCAUGUUCAACACUGUGCUUUUUAAAAAGAAAAAAAACUUUACCUGAGAAAGGAAAUACGGCUGUGUUACUGACGAAUCAAAGGUUUAUUUCCUGCUGCCACACACACCUUGCCACACAAAGAAAGAAAUCAUAGGGCUACAUUCACAAGAUGAUAUUAAAGGGAGUGUUUCGUCACAGUUUGUCCCUCACAUUAGUUCAUAAACUAUAUUGUCAGUUCUUUUCCAUUUUAGCAGUAUGUUUGUUUUUGCCCAUCACCAUCGAAAAUGUAUUUUAAUUAUUGACACUUUGACACAAAUAUACCCCCUCCCUUUUCUCCCCUUUACCUCUCCAUCCUCGAUACUUAGCUUUUAUUGCUAUUUUUUAUAUGAUGUAUGAAUGAACAAAACUUAUAAAUCAAAAUUAAUAAAGGAUUUACAAUUAAAAA